UAUAUACUUAGACAAUGGCGAUAUGGUUUACCCUCGUGUCUCAUACCGGACGUUCAGUUUGAAUCUACGCCUGAGUGUGAAUCUAAGGCAUACUCAGGCAACAAAGAAGUGAAUCAUCAAUCAUUACUGAAAAAUGAAAUUCCUAAAUACCGGAUUAGUUCUGAUUGGAAUGAUCUCCGUAUUGAUCUAUGCAGAGGAAGAAAUCAAAUUUGUUACAUGCGACUUCGACCUGGAUCCCGAGGUGCAGCCCAGACUUCCGACUGAAUGUCAGAAUCUCGAUGCGUUGACACGUGAAUCGUUAACGAGAGAAGCCGAAAGCUUCAAGGCUUUCAAUGAAAAAUUAUUGGAGUACGAGAAAAGCUUCAACAAGGACACCGAAGAAGACAUCUAUAAGGAUUGGGAGUUUCGUGCUAAGUUGUACGGUGAAGCAGAGUUGAAUUCAUGUCAUAACAACACGGAUAUAUUGGAAGAGUACCUUGAUUGUCUGAAAGAGAAGCGAGAAGUGAUGGUUCUUGAAAUCGAGAAAAAGAUGACGAAUAAUAAUUAAGGAAUAUUCUUUCGUGAACAAAACUUGAACAUUUCAAUAAUUUCGUUAGUUAUUAUAUUAAGUAUAACAUCAUAUACGAA
This is a messenger RNA of Armigeres subalbatus, 627 nucleotides long. RefSeq lists its product as uncharacterized. The transcript is spliced from 2 exons. The coding region runs from base 134 to 547 and encodes 137 amino acids. NCBI's taxonomy places the organism in Eukaryota, Metazoa, Arthropoda, Insecta, Diptera, Culicidae. The record is from RefSeq and is a predicted model, not a curated record.